AUGUACGACUCAAACGACAACCCACAUUUACUAAUAUACCCUUUUAAUGCAUCCGGCCAUAUUAUCCCCUUACUCGACUUCACACACCACCUCCUCCGCCAUGGCCUCACCAUCACCAUCAUCAUCUCCUCCUCCAACCUCCCUCUACUCCACCCUCUCAUCUCUUCAUACCCCUCUUCCCUCCACAAACUUCUCUUCUCCGACCCCGACCCUGACCACCACCCAUCUCCUCAUCCCCUUAUCGCCAAAGUAAUUGCCACCCAACAAAUGUUUAACCCCAUCGUCCGAUGGUUUCAAUCCCACCUUUCACCGCCAGUGGCCAUCAUCUCUGACUUCUUUCUUGGGUGGACCAAUGAACUCGCCGCCCACCUAGGUAUCCGACGUGUGGUGUUUUCUCCUGCAGGUGCGUUAGGUUCUUCCAUUUUUCAUAUGUUGUGGCGAGAUCUACCGGAGAUUAACGCGCUCAAUGGUGACAGAGAUGAAAGCUUCUUGCUUUCUUUACCGGAAAUUCCCAACUCGCCGGAAUUUCCUUGGCGGCAGUUGUCACCGCUGUGGCGUAGUUACAAAGAGGGAGAACCGAAUUUCGAAUCUUUCAGGAAGGGUGUGAUAGGUAAUAUGACCGCAUGGGGAAUUGUGUAUAACACUUUUGAAGAUUUGGAAGGGGUUUAUAUUGAGCACAUGAAGAAACAGAUUGGGCAUGAUUGGGUUUGGGCCGUGGGCCCGUUACUCCCCGACGAAGAUGGCCCGGCGGGACGUGGCGGGUCGAGUGCAGUGCCACCUGAUCACUUGCUCAUGUGGUUGGACAAAAAGCCCGACGACUCUGUUGUAUAUAUAUGCUUUGGGAGCAUAGAGAGAUUAAGUGAGAAUGAAAUGAGUGUAUUGACAAGUGCGAUUGAACUCAGUAACGUUGACUUUAUAUUGUGUGUAAAGACAAGUGAUUUGAAGUUUAUCCCAAGUGGAUUUGAAGAUCGGAUGAGUGGUCGAGGGUUGAUAGUCAAAGGUUGGGCCCCACAGUUGGUGAUACUCAGACAUCGAGCUGUUGGGUCGUUUGUAACUCAUUGCGGGUGGAACUCAACAUUGGAAGGGGUUGCAGCAGGUGUCAUGAUGCUGACGUGGCCACUGGGUGCGGAUCAAUUUGCAAAUGAGAAGCUAUUGGUAGACCAGUUGGGUGUUGGGAAACGAGUUUGUGAGGGUAGACCCGAAAAUGUUCCUGACUCGGUCGAGUUGGCUGAGUUGUUGGAUGAGUCACUGAGUUGUGAUAGACGGGAACGAGUUAAAAUUAAGAAACUGAGCCAAGCAGGCAUCAAGGCGGUCAAAGAAGGAACAUCCAUGAGGGAUUUGGAUAUGUUCAUCAACCAACUUUGUGAGCAUUAA
Molecule: messenger RNA, 1374 nt
Organism: Lactuca virosa
Lineage: Eukaryota; Viridiplantae; Streptophyta; Magnoliopsida; Asterales; Asteraceae
Source: the annotation of a GenBank genome assembly